UUGAGAAGAGCGAAUGAGUUUUGGCGAGUUUUAGGCGAGCGGCGAGCUAAACGAAGAGUUGAAGAGAAAGAUGGCGACAUGGAUGAAAGAGUUAUCUUCCCAUCUCAAAGAAAUACGUUUCCUCUUCUGUCAGACCUCUCCUCUCAGCUCAUCUACCAGGUCAUUUGUGGAGAAGAAUUACAAGGAUCUCAAGAAAUUGAAUCCCAGGUUCCCGAUUUUGAUCCGUGAAUGCUCCGGCACUCACCCUCAGUUGUGGGCCCGAUACGAUAAGGGUGUUGAAAAGAGUGUUCGUUUGGAUGGCCUGUCAGAGGAACAGAUCUCAAAAGCACUUGAAGGACUUGUUAAACUUGGACAGGGUGGCGUCCCAAAAGCUUGAACUUUUGUCUUUUGAGGGAUAUUGAUAAAAUUGUUGUUUUUUUCAAAUGUUUCAUGCCCUUCUAAAUAUCAUAUCCAUAUCUGUCUGUAUGAUGACUGUUCUGAGGUGGUACUCUGUUUUCCCCUGUAAUUUCGGAAAUGUUGCAUGAUCUCAAAUAAGUUUUGCAUCAGAGCUGCCAA
Messenger RNA from Daucus carota subsp. sativus, 555 nucleotides. RefSeq names its product NADH dehydrogenase [ubiquinone] 1 alpha subcomplex subunit 2. The record is from RefSeq and is a predicted model, not a curated record. Lineage: Eukaryota; Viridiplantae; Streptophyta; Magnoliopsida; Apiales; Apiaceae. The coding region runs from base 71 to 376 and encodes 101 amino acids. The transcript has 3 exons.